This is a messenger RNA of Diabrotica virgifera virgifera (western corn rootworm), 678 nucleotides long. RefSeq lists its product as uncharacterized. Gene Ontology annotation, molecular function: nucleic acid binding. Lineage: Eukaryota; Metazoa; Arthropoda; Insecta; Coleoptera; Chrysomelidae. The coding region runs from base 49 to 501 and encodes 150 amino acids. The record is from RefSeq and is a predicted model, not a curated record. The transcript has 2 exons.
CCAAGAGCCAAUGGACAGAUUGAAAGGUUCAACCGGUUCAUUAUACCAAUGAUAGCGAAACUAACCAAGGGCCCAGAAUGUUGGGAUCAAGUACUUAAUGAAGUUGAAUUUGCCGUCAACAACACUGUUAAUCGAAGUACAGGCCAAACACCUUCUAAACUAUUGUUUGGAAUGAACCAAGUAGGUAAUGUCAAAGAUCAUUUAAAGUAUUUUCUGUCAUCCAUUAACAAAGACAAAUCCGAUAUUAACGAACUACGACAUAAUGCAUGUGACAAGAUAGAGAAAUCCCAAGAAUAUGUCAUGACACCUAAUAUUGACGUUACACGUGGUGUAAAUAAGAAACUAUUACCUAAAUUUAAGGGACCUUAUAUAAUUAAAAAAAUAUUACCUAAUGACAGAUAUCUAAUUUCUAAUGUUGAGGGUUUUCAGGUGACUCAGAAACCAUUCGAAGGUGUAUUUGAUGCUGAUCAUCUCAGAUUAUGGAUGAAAUCAUCACACUAAACUAAGUCUUCCUGUACAACUUAAUAGUUCUAAGGGUUUUAUCCAUUUGCGUUGUCUUAGAUUUUAUUUAAGUAUUUUAGCCUUUUAUAUUAUGAUUCUUAUUUUAUUCACACUAAAUUACUUACUUUAUGUUUAGCAACUACAACUUAUAUUUGUGCAAAACAAUUAAUAUCUAUA